CAGGAGGCGCCGGGGAUGGGCGGGCUGCGGGGCGGUGCCCACCCGGCGCGGAGCCUAUAAGGCGACCGGAGGCCGCGGUGGGGGGAGCGCCAUGGCCGAGGUGAAGCUGGCCGUGCUGGGCGGCGGUGGAGCCGGCAAGUCGGCGCUGACGGUGCGGUUCCUGACCCGGCGCUUCAUCGGGGAGUACGCGUCCAACGCCGAAUGCAUCUACACUAAACAUUUAUGCCUGGAUGGGAGGCAGAUUCACUUGGAAAUUUACGACCCUUGUUCACAGCGGGGGAAGCUCUCACUCCCAGAUGAGCUGCACUGGGCUGAUGGCUUUAUCGUGGUUUACGACAUCAGUGACAGAGCGUCGUUUGCGUUUGCCAAAGCGCUGCUGUACCGGAUCCGCGAGUCUCAUGUAGGAGCCUGCAAAAAAAUGGUCGAGUCGGCAGUGUUUCUGGUUGGUAACAAACAAGAUCUGUGCCACAUGAGGGAAGUUGGCUGGGAUGAAGGACAAAAGCUGGCAAUGGAUAACAAAUGCCAAUUUUGUGAACUGUCUGCAGCAGAACAUUAUCAGGAAGUUGUGGCAAUGUUCAUGAAAGUCCUGAGAAAUGUCACCUCAAAUUUCAAAGUGAAGGAAAAGAGACGACCAAGUGGAUCAAAGUCAAUGGCCAAGCUGAUCAACAAUAUGUUUGGAAAAAGAAGGAAAUCGGUGUAAAAGAUAGUUAGCCUUGAAGCUGAAAUAACAGAGCACAAGCAGCACUUGGGAUUCAAUCAAUUUCUUCUAAAGGUCUCUGUUUGGAAAGAUAAGAUAGUACAAACCAAAGAUGGAGACACUUUGGUCAAGUGGACAGGGUCUAGACCUAGAAGACUCCAGUUCUGGUUUCCAGUUCUACUAUAGACUUACUGUGUUAGGGCUACAUCAUUUAAUCUCUAAGCUGCCCCUCUCACCCUUUAUCUCACAAGCAGCUUGGAGAAUGAGAGUUUUACCUUGCAUUUAUUCAGCACAAAAGCUAUCUUGGAUAGAGCUUCCAGAUGUCACUGUAGCAAUUAUUUCCAAUAAACUCAGCCUUGUUGACCAACA
Molecule: messenger RNA, 1066 nt
Organism: Rhea pennata
Lineage: Eukaryota; Metazoa; Chordata; Aves; Rheiformes; Rheidae
Gene: RERGL
Product: RERG like
Exons: 5
Coding region: 92-700 (202 amino acids)
Molecular function (GO): GTP binding; GTPase activity
Source: RefSeq, a predicted model, not a curated record